UUUUUUUUUUUUUGUCCUUUUUUCCUUUUACCUUCAGGCGAACCCAACUCGCGGGUUUGUGAUGAACCCAGGCGCCUGGGUUCAUCGCAAACCCAGGAUGAACCCAGCUUGCGCGACUGGGUUCGCGACUGGGUUCGCAAUGAACCCAGCUCAUGUGAUUGGAUUGGCAAUGAACCCAGCUCGCGCCUGGGUUCACGACAUACCAGACGCAAGCUGGGUUCUCAAUCUCUGCCAAGUUGCGAACCCAGGUGCGAGCUGGGUUCUCAAUCCCUGCCAAAAAAAGGAAAGCAUGUUCUUCUCAAACAAACAGUUCUAGAAACAUCCAACAACAGAAAACACAAGAGCAGCAAAAAUUUCAGGAAAUUGAAAAUUGAGGAUUUGAAAUUCCAGCACUCAAUGUCAAAACCUAUUCAACUUUGAUCACA
Rubroshorea leprosula is the source of this 425-nucleotide messenger RNA. The record is from the annotation of a GenBank genome assembly. Lineage: Eukaryota; Viridiplantae; Streptophyta; Magnoliopsida; Malvales; Dipterocarpaceae.